AUGGAGCAGCAGGUGUUGGAUGUGGUGUUGGCUUGGGGCCUAGGUGGCCUGCAGGAGGUCAACGGUGUCGUGAUGAAGUUCCAGCCUCCUCCCGAGGCGAGGCGCUGCACCAGCCCGCGCUGGCGGCUGUACGUCUUCAAGGGCGACACCCAGGCAAGUCCAGGGGUCGGCGACCCCCUGCCUUUGGACAAGUUCCCCUUCUUUCUUUUCGGCAAGGAGCGGCGCGUGGCCGACAUCCCUACGGACCACCCCUCCUGCAGCAGGCAGCACGCGGUCAUAUGCUUCCGGGAGGUGGAACGUGCGUCCAGCCUGUCCAAGGUGGUGGUGCCGUAUAUCAUCGACCUGGAGACAGUCAACGGCACCUUUGUCAACGGGGAGCGGAUUGAGGCCAGCAGGUACGUGGAGCUUUUGGAGCGUGAUGUCAUCAAGUUCGGGCUCAGCAGCCGGGAGUACGUCCUGCUCAAUGAGAAGAGCGCAGGGUGA
Molecule: messenger RNA, 483 nt
Organism: Monoraphidium neglectum
Lineage: Eukaryota; Viridiplantae; Chlorophyta; Chlorophyceae; Sphaeropleales; Selenastraceae
Product: smad nuclear-interacting protein 1
Exons: 5
Coding region: 1-483 (160 amino acids)
Cellular component (GO): nucleus
Molecular function (GO): mRNA binding; protein binding
Source: RefSeq, a predicted model, not a curated record